GGUCGAAUGUAGUUACUAUAAAGUAGCCUCGUCAUUCAGUGAUUUUAUUUUAUUUUUUUGCGAUUAGAUAUGUACAUGAGGGAUUAAAGUUCAACUUUAUUUGCGUUAUUUAUUAAUAAGUUACCGCGCGUCACGUUAAUUAGUGAAACUGCAGCACGGGCGUUAACAUCGCGAGCGUUUCGUACGGAUUUCGAUUUCUCAGUGUUUCGCUUAAAGAGGACUCAAGAUGUCACCGAAAACGAAAGUUUACGUUAUUGGUGUCGGUAUGACAAAAUUCGAGAAACCAGGGAAACGAGAUGACUUCGAUUAUCCGGACAUGGCAAAAGAAGCUGUUACAAAGGCUUUACAAGACGCACGUAUUUCCUACAAUACAAUUAAAGCUGCGUGCGUUGGAUAUGUUUAUGGGGACUCCACCUGCGGCCAAAGGGCAUUAUAUCAAGUUGGUCUCACUGGUUGCCCUAUAUACAAUGUAAAUAACAAUUGUUCGACCGGUUCAACCGCUUUGCUCAUGGCUAAGCAACUAAUAGAAGGCGGUUCUGUCGAUUGUGCAUUGGCCCUUGGCUUUGAGAGAAUGGAAAAGGGCUCUUUAAUGUCUAAAUUUAUGGACCGUACAAAUCCCAUGGACAAACAUGUGGAAAUUAUGGCAGAAAUUGCUGGCAUAGAUGCAAGUCCAGUUACUGCCCAGCUGUUUGGAAAUGCUGGACUUGAACACAUGAAGAAAUAUGGUACAAGGCCAGAACACUUUGCAAAGAUUGCCUAUAAGAAUCAUUUAAAUUCCACAAACAACCCUUAUUCUCAAUUCCAAGAGAGAUACAGCUUAGAACAGAUAUUGAAAUCUCCAAAGGUGUUUGGGCCACUUACUAAGCUACAGUGCUGCCCAACAUCUGAUGGCUCUGCUGCUGUGAUUGUUGUUAACGAAGAUUUUGUUCGUAAACACAAUCUUGAGUCACAAGCAGUAGAAAUUGUAGGAAUGGAAAUGUCUACAGAUCUGCCUUCAACAUUUUCAGAGAGGAGUGCUAUUAAACUUAUUGGCUAUGACAUGACAAAGAACGCUGCUGAGAAACUAUUCACGCAGACAUCUUACAAACCAACCGACGUGAAUGUUAUAGAAUUGCACGAUUGUUUCUCAACUAACGAACUCAUUACGUACGAAGCUUUGGGUCUCUGUUUGCCCGGUCAAGGCGGGAAAUUAGUUGACGCGGGUGACAAUACAUACGGGGGAAAAUAUGUAGUAAACCCGAGCGGUGGUUUGAUCUCGAAAGGACACCCUUUGGGAGCAACAGGAUUGGCACAAUGUGCUGAACUCUGUUGGCAGCUUCGAGGUCAAGCUGGUAAAAGACAAGUCCCGAAAGCGAAACUCGCGCUACAACAUAAUAUAGGCUUAGGGGGAGCAGUUGUAGUUGCUCUGUAUCGUUUGGGCUUCCCCGAGCGAAGCGUGCUUCAAAAGAACGUGAACGGAACUGCCGAUCCGAGUAUUUUCAAAGCAUACCCGUUGUUCAAAAUAUUAGAAAGCGCAAUGGAAGAAGACGAAGAAGAUCUGAUAAAUAAAGUUCGCGGCGUAUACGGAUUUAAAGUAAUAAACGGGCCGGGUGGCGCGGAAGGCUUUUGGGUCAUAGAUGCUAAAGUAGGAAAAGGAAAAAUUGAAUAUUACGGAAAGACCAAACCCGAUGUUACAAUCACGAUUAACGAUGCAGAUAUCGUUGAUUUUAUAUCUGGAAAACUGAACCCACAGAAAGCUUUCUUCCAAGGAAAGAUUAAGAUUCAGGGUAAUAUGGGGAUGGCAAUGAAGCUGAUCGAUUUACAAAAACGCGCUGCUAAAAAAAUUGAACUUCUUCGUUCUAAAUUAUAGAUACUGAAAUUUUGCUUUUAGAAAAUAUUGUUCACUGAUAAUACAAUUGAUGUAAAUACGAUAUCGAUAACGAUAAAAAGAAGUUUCACGGGAUUAAAAUAUUGAGACAGUAGAAUAGUACAUUGCAUAAUCGUGCAAUUACGAUAUAAAAAUCGAUAUCAAGAUACUUGAACCUGGAAUUAUAUUCGUUUUCAUUCCUAUUGUAUAACAUUGCUGUAGUAGCGAUAUAGCAAAAAAGUAGGAAGUUUAUGACUUUUUAUAUGAGAUAUGAAGCUAUAUAAUUAAUGAAUUUUUAUAUGAGAUAUGAAACUAUAAUAGUUAAUAUAUUAACAUAAAAUUUUAUUUUUAUAAAUAAUGAAAUUACUGUUGCUUAUAGAAGUCGCUAUCGGUAGUAAGGGAAUAUCAGUACAAAAAGUCGCGUAACGCGUGUAAAUUGUUUUGAAACACUUCAGGUCAGUGUUCUUGAGGGCUUUAUUUAGUUUGGAACCCUAAAAAUAUGGUUUUCAACUGGCUUGAAAAACGUCAUUUCUCGUUUGGCGUGUAAGAAUAUGUUUAUUUUCAAACUAGACCGUCCUCUUGAUAGAAUAUUCAUGAUUAAAUGAAAAUUGCCCGUAAAUAUGUAUAUGCACAUUAAAUGCAUAAAAGUAGCACGAUAAAUCAAACGAUAAGUAAUCGCAAUUAGCAAUUACGUAAAUGCAAUUACGAUCAAUUGUAUCCGAAGCUUUCCAACGAUCGUUAAUUGAUUUAAAUUAAAUCUGAGAUUAAUUUUUAGUCAUUUCAUAGAUUUUAAGCCAGAUUGGCUUAAAAAUUUGUUUAGGUUCUAAGCUGGAUUAAUUUAUCUCGGUCUGGCUCGUUUGUUGAAUAUUAAUUAGUAUGGGUCCGUUGAACUUAUAUCAUUGUUAUAUCACGCGUGUAGUAUAAACAUAUUGUUAUUAUCAUUUUAUUAACAUUUCUCGUAGAGUGAUGGACAUGUAUUAUUAUUUGUUAUACAUCUUGUUUACAUUUUAGGAAUACUCUAUAAGAAGAGAGAAGAAAGAAAUACUUUUCAUUAUUUGCAUUCUUACGGAGUAUCACACUUUUAUAAAUGACUUUACAAUGCACUGAUGGAAUACUUACUAUUGAAUUGUUAAUAGCACAGUAGUUGGAAACAGGGUGCAACGAAAAUGUUUAUACAAUAUUUAUAAGAAGAAAGGUGUAGGUUUUUAUACUUUUCCAGAUUAUUUUUAUUACGAAAUAAACGAAACGCAAAAAAUCAACAUAAAUUUUGUUUUUAUUUUAAACGAAUAAUACUGCUCGCGUCUGUCGAUAUAAAUUUUAAUGUUUUAUUUUGUUUUAAAUUUACAGGACCAAUCGUGAUUGAAAUAUUGGAUAUCGAUUAAUUUCGUGGUCAUGUUUCCUGUUAAAAAUAGCAUUGCCCGCUAAAACGAUUAUUGAAAUCGUUCAAACCGGUUUACCCUCGCGGAUGUUGAUGUUCAAAUUGCAUAAAUAACAAAGGUUAAUUUCCGAGACUCCAAGUAAUGGUAAUGCUCAUAAAUGAAACAUUUUAACGAUUAAACUUAUACAUGCCAUUCAUUCUUUUUAUUUGAAUUGAAAUAUUUGGAGGGAUAACAAGAUAUAUUUGCAAAUGAUAUUACACAUGAACUCAAUACUGUUUACCGUUGGAUAAAAAUAUUCGAUAAUGAAGUAAAAAAACGUAUCUGCAACUUCGUAAAUAUUUGUCUGUGCAUUGGUAAUGAUAAUCAGUAAAAUGUUAGCACGAUAUAGUUGGCUUUAAUAAUCUACAGAGAUAACAGUAAAAAUAAUUAUGUUCCGAUUUUUUUUAAAAAAAACAGAGUCUACAAUUUUUACGAUCGAAGCUUGUAUUGCAGUGGAUGAUUUAUAAAUUGAAGUUGAUAUAGUCGGCACGGUGAGGUCGUAAAUUAAAUAAUAAAUCGCAAUGUUAUAGGACUUUGAACUAAACUCUGUGUAUAUUCUCGCAGCGUACGCCAGACUUGAAAGCCGUUUUUCAAGAAAUGACAUUUCUCAAGCCAGUUGGCACCGAUUUCUCGGUAACCAAGAGGCCGAUUGCCUUGAAAUUUAACGCAAAUGUAAAUACACCUCUAUCAUCUGAACUAAAAUAAACUCGAUAUCUGUAAGUUUUCUUUUUAACGCACGAAGGAGCAACAAAAUUUGGCGAAGAUGUCGAAUUAUUUCUCGAGCAUGCAGUUAUUCUAUUAAACGUACGUCAAUAUACAAGGUGUUCGAGACGUAUUUGGGAAUAAUAAUUGUAGACUAAAUAAAAAGUUUAACCUAGAAUAACUGUGUUUACCGUUUACAGUCGGUCAGUCUUUUCUUGAUAAAAAUCUCAAAUAUUACCAAAUCUUCAGGACUCCACGUUUAGAGUUUAGAUAGACAGACCUUAAAUACGCUGACGACCAUGAUUGUAGGUGAACCGGUUGCUUAUUAAUUGAUAAGAUGCAAUAUUGUUUCAAUGCAAGGUUCGAGUUGAUGCUAUUGUAGACUACUUUUAACAAAUGUUACGCGUUAAUAAUUACAUAUAUGUAAUUGUGAUACUAGCGUAGAUAAUUUCGAAGCAAUUAUUACAUAGGGUCGUUCAAUUACUGUCACUGCACAAUGGCGAGCACAGACCCCUGACUUAAAUAUCGUCGAACCGCCGUUGGCAGUUUUGGAAAACAGAGUGAAAAAUAGAUUCCCUUCUCCAACAUCUUUAAAGCAAUUGGAAGACGUUUCGAUAGAAGAAUGGGAUAACAUUCCACUGGAAUCUAUUCAAAACUUGUACGAAUCUAUUCUAAGAAGGUUAAGAGUUGUACUAAAGACAGAUGGUUAGCUCAACCCAAUAUUAAUAA
Colletes gigas is the source of this 4695-nucleotide messenger RNA. RefSeq names its product sterol carrier protein 2 (gene ScpX). Bases 227 to 1849 code for a protein of 540 amino acids. The record is from RefSeq and is a predicted model, not a curated record. NCBI's taxonomy places the organism in Eukaryota, Metazoa, Arthropoda, Insecta, Hymenoptera, Colletidae. The transcript is spliced from 3 exons. Gene Ontology annotation, molecular function: acyltransferase activity, transferring groups other than amino-acyl groups.